AUGGGAGUGGGCGAUUAUGUGCACUCAAAAGAGGCUGGCCAGCCUCGACCACGCACAACUGAAGCCUCAAAACAGUCACGGCAGGCUCUAGCCGCACAAGCAAGGGUUGACGUCCCUCCAACAAAUCUGGUGGCGCCAGUGCCCCUGCCAAUCAACAAAUCAAUUCCCCUGGAGCAUUAUUCAACACCGGCAUUUAGCGAGCAGAUGCCUCAGGCGCCCGCGGAAAAUGGCGUGCAUAGAGACAUGUUUGACACCGAUGUGGAAGGCAUCGACGAAUCGACUAUCGCUGCGACGAGUGUUAUGGGCGCAGAGGAUGCUCCACUUCAAUUCCAAUUACGACCCGCCACAGUUCCUCAAUAUCAGGAGGCAGCGCCAGUAGCGGAUGAGAGGCCACUGCAUCCGUCUCGAUUGCCACGCCGUGCUUACGAUGGCAAGUGGUACGAGAAUCUUGGAGACAACGCUAUGAAAUCAGCUGGUUUCAACUCAGAAGAUGCCGAUGAUGCAAGUCAAUUGACCUCCAUGGCUGGAGACGAUGAACGAUCUGAUACAACUGAGGACGGGAACUACGCCCGCAGAUACAGAUCCUCCACCGAGGAACCAUUAAGCAAACGACUACAGAGCUUUUGGACCGCCAGCAGGAGAUCUUAUCAAAAUCCAGAACCACAAGCAUAUCCCGAACCAUCAAAGACUGCUGCUCCUCCUCCUCUGCGGCAAUCCACAUCCGACGCCAGAUUAUCGAAACAGGCUCUACCCAACAGGAAAGUCACACUGCCACGCAGUAUGACAGCAACUCCACGGACACGAUUCAGUCCACCAAAGCCAUCUCUCCUAGAACAACUGGACAUAACCCCAACUCGUCGAACCUCAGGUCCUCGACCCCAACCCGGCAAAGAACCAGGUAUCACCAGCACUACCAACCACCACCACCACCAUCACCAGCGCCACAACUCCGACGACAACCACCUCUUCGACACCAGCCGCGACAGCCUACCACCCCUAACCACCUUUGACAUGACCAACAUCGACGACCUAGACGUCGACCACGACGACGACCACGACCCAAUCAACGACCCAUUCGCCCGCCGCAACUCCGUCCAACGCAUCGUCUCAGACGACCCCGACUUCCAACCCACCAAGAGCACCAUCACCAUCGGCACCAGUACCAAAAACAAGAAACGUAACCUCGAAUCCGACUACCCACCGGAAAUCCUGCGCCAAAAAUCCUUCAAGGACCUCCAAUCCGAACCCUUCGACCACACCCCAAUCGCACCCGCCAAAUCCACCCCCACCACCACCACGCCAGCCCCCAACCCAGGCCCCAACGCCACCUCAGACGAGAAAAUCGACUUCCUACUAAACUCCGAAGACAAAGACCGCCGCGACUUCUUCUCCACGCUCACGAUGAACGAAUGGGAAGAUUACGGCGAUCUCCUCAUCGACCAAUUCAGCAACGCACUUUCCAAGAUGAAAGAUCUCCGCCAUGCAAGACGGAAAACAGCGGCGUUGUUUGAGGCGGAAAUUGCGAGGAGGAAUGAAGUGGUGGAGGAGCAGUCUGCUGAUUUGACGAGGAAGUUGGAGGAGAUGAGGAGUGGGGGGGCGGAGGUGUUGAGGGGGAGGACGCCUUGA
Molecule: messenger RNA, 1626 nt
Organism: Aspergillus luchuensis
Lineage: Eukaryota; Fungi; Ascomycota; Eurotiomycetes; Eurotiales; Aspergillaceae
Exons: 1
Coding region: 1-1626 (541 amino acids)
Biological process (GO): nucleolar large rRNA transcription by RNA polymerase I
Cellular component (GO): RNA polymerase I core factor complex
Molecular function (GO): RNA polymerase I core promoter sequence-specific DNA binding; TBP-class protein binding
Source: RefSeq, a predicted model, not a curated record